This is a messenger RNA of Anoplopoma fimbria (sablefish), 2460 nucleotides long. Its product is annotated as MICOS complex subunit MIC26-like. Gene Ontology annotation, cellular component: MICOS complex. Bases 64 to 693 code for a protein of 209 amino acids. Gene Ontology annotation, biological process: cristae formation. The transcript is spliced from 9 exons. The record is from RefSeq and is a predicted model, not a curated record. NCBI's taxonomy places the organism in Eukaryota, Metazoa, Chordata, Actinopteri, Perciformes, Anoplopomatidae.
GCAGUUCAGUCCGCCACUCCUCCGGCUUUCCGUAGAAAAGCGAAAGCAUCCUCCUGGACGAGAAUGUCAUAUGUCAAACUGGUGUCGCUGUGUGUCGCAGCUCCGGCCCUGCUGAGCGAGGCGAAGAAGAAGAGCAGCUGUCAGCCUGCUCUGAGCAUUGAUGAGCUGCCCUCGUUGUACACCAGCCCCGAGGUGGAGCCUCUUCACGUGGAGCCAGAGGCCGGUCCUCUGGAGCAGAGCGUCGCAUCGCUGAGGAAACUGGCCGAACCGUACACGAACCGGUGCCAGCAAACAGGCCAAGCUGCAGUGGAGAGAGUUGAGCGAGUUUACAAGACUGUGGAGCCGACAAUCAGCUCGUCCAUAACGACCGUCACAGAUGUGUACCAGUUCCUCAGUAACCCCCCUCCUGACCUCUACCCCAGUGUGGCCGUGGUGGGCUUCUCCGGCUUCCUGGGACUUUAUAUGGCCAAAGGCUCCAGAGUGAAGCAGCUGGCGUUUCCCGUUGGACUCAUGGCGCUGACUGCCUCCAUGUUUUACCCUCAGCAGGCUGCGUCGUUACUGAAGGGGAGUCGGGAUUCGGCAUACACCUUGGCUCAGCAGGGCCGCGUCACCGUGGAGACGCUUUGGAAAGAGCCUCCGUUUGGCAAAAAGAAGAAAGAGAGAACAGAGAGCAACGACUCGGCCGACAGCUGAGACGGCAAGAAGACACACACCUGAGAGAACGUCCAGUAACACACCUACACACUAACACACACACACCUGUACGACUCCUGUCUUUCACACAACUUCACAGACUUCUCACUAAACUCAGAAAUACUCAGUUAGAGUUAGAGAGUAGGACAGAAAAUUAAUCAACCAACAUUUUGAUAAUAAAUUCAGUUAUUUUGAUGGUUCCAUCUUCACGAAAAACUUUUCAUCAAUCACAAUCACCUUUCUCAUUAUUUUCUGGCCUUUUAAUGGACCAAACCAAUAAUAAAUGAAUAAUAGAAAGAAAAUGAUCACCAAACUAAUAAAAAUAAUAUAAGUUGCAGCUGCUAAUAGAAUAAAUAUGGAUAUAUUUAUGUUUUCAGUCUGUUUUGUUUGUCUCUUCUUGUGUUUGUUAGCAGAAUAACUUAAGAACUUGUCGACAGGUUUCAAAGAAAGUGAAAUGGAACGAUGCAGAUUUAUUAUUUUCUGUUAUUUCUGUUACAAAUUUAGAGGAUUGUGACAAACACUGAAAAUUCACAGUAUUUUACAUUUGAAACACGGCUCCGUAACUUUAAGAAAGUUUCUCAGAUAGUUCAGUAUUUUGGGAAAUACACACAUUCAUUUUAUUUUCGAGGAUUUGAUGAGAAGACUGAUAUCACUCUCAUGUCUGUACGGUAAAUAUAGAGCUGGAGCUGACGGCUGGUUAGCUUAGCUUAGCACAAAGACUGGAAACGGUAGGAAACAGCUAGCCUGGCUCUGUCUAAAUGUUCCAAAAAUCCACCUACCAGCACCUUUAAAUGGAUUAACAUGUUAAUUAUUUUAUGUUUAAUCUGCACUAAAACCAUUCUUGUCUAACUUCCUGUUGUCUCAGAUGGUUGCUAGGCAGCCGGAGAUGUUAAUCAUUGAGCUUUUAAAGGUGCUGGAAGGUGGCGGAGGAGCCAGGCUAGCUGUUCCCCCCUGCUUCCAGUCUUUAUGCUAAGCUAAGCUAACCAGCUGCUGAAUGUUCCUUCAUAUUUACCGUAAAGAUAUGAGAGUUAAUAGAUUUUUUUUGUGUUUCUCAAAAGGUCAAACUAUUCCUUUAAGCCUUUUCUUUGUUAUAUUAAGUACUAGCCACAUUAUACAAUACCACGAUUACUCGGCUUUUAAAGAGGCUUAAUCGGCAAAAAAUAACACAAAAAAAGAAGGUUAAAGUUUAUUUAUAUAGCACAUUUCAGCAACAAGCAAAACUAGAAUAAUACAGUGUAUGAAAUAGUUUAACAAAAGGAAGCGUCAACAGAAAAGUGCACAGUGUCUCGGUUCUCCUGAGCUAUUUGCAUAUAUUCAAAUUAGUACAUAUGCAAAUAUUUGGUGCAAAAUAUGUCUCUUUUUUUAAUGCAAAUGAGCCUCAUUGCAUAACUCAUUUAUUAUGGGAUCCAGUGGCAGGAUGAAAUACUGUCACUGGAAUGCAUGAGAGAGAAAUAUUUGGUUAUUAUAGAAACAAAUAAACAUUAUUUCUUCGGUCUCUGCAUUAAAAAAAAAGGUAAAUUUAUGAACUUUAUGUGCAUUCUUGCGCUGUAAUGAGCUAAACAUCUUUUUGGUGAAUUCACCCGUCACUGUUUAAUAUUUCUAUCAAACAUGUCAAAGUAUUUAUUUCCCCAGUUUGAUGAGUAAAGGGCCAAAUAAUGUGUUUAAUAACAGAUAAAUGUUGGCUGUUCUUGUCUAAUAAUGCUCUGUAUAUACACUGUGUGAGGUUUUAUUUUAAUGAGAUGUAAUUAAAUCUGCCCUCUGACUGAG